UUUUGUCAAGGCUGCCAAGGAGGACAUGCGCAUCCUCAGUCCAGUACGACGAACGCAAUAUCCGGCCUGAGUCUCAAUGGAUCCACUCCCAUUCAGUCGUGGAUGAGAAGAAGCCGUACGCCAAUUUGGCUCAAGGACCCACAUGGACAUCCCAAACAAAGCACUGUCGGCAGUGCUCUUUAGGGCCACUCUCACUUCUUGGCCCAUUCUUCCCUCCCUCUUCGUAUCCUUUUUCGUAUCCUUCUUCGUAUCCCUCUUCUUCACCUCGACUUUUGAAUCUAUCCUAUAGGUGCAUCCAUCCGGAACUAGUUGGUAACUAAUUACCCCAGGUGUUGGUCUUUGCUUGCUUAAGCUUUGACAUUCAUCUUUGUUUCUGACUCGAUUGUGAAUGUCAAGAACAGAACACCCGAUUCCAAUUGCAAUUUCAUCAGGUCGUCUGCCAUGGCCUUGUAUGAACUCGAAGAGUCUGAGGACGACUACGUGUUCCUCUCGGACGUUGAAUGCGAUACCGACUAUGCCGCCAACUCCCUUAGACCCAGAAGGUCGCAAGACUACUCAAAGGCCCUGGCCUCGUCUUCUCAGCAGCAUCAAUCGCAAGGGCAUAGCUCACAGCACUACGGAACAUUGCACAAGAGCCAGGAAGAGGAAGACUCGGACUUGGAGGACAUUGAGACCAUCGAGUACGGAUAUGAAAACGACACUUUAUUGAUCAUGCCGGCCAUGCUGCGCGACUACAGUCAUCAUGCUACGAACUACCAUCCAGAAUUAUGGCGGUCGCCUAUCCCUGGCAGCUACACCUCUCAGCCAUCGUUAGCACGCUGUCGUCAAGAAGAUCGAAUGCUGGAUCGGCAAGAGUUGCUCAAGAACAGUAUCUCACCAACAACUUGUGGCAUCUGCUUCGAGGCUUUCACGACCUUUAACCUCGACCCACUACAGCAGCCGGAGGUUAAAACUAAGGAAAUAUCCUCACAAGCACAGUUUGCGCUCUCCUUCACAGCACGACUAGCGCGUUCAUUUUUGUCCAGAUCCAACAACCACUCGAACUACAAUAGUAUUUCAAUACCAGGGGCAGAUAUAUCCUCUCCGCCCGCCUCACCUACAGAAGCCUCCUUCUCAUCUCCCUCGACCUCAGCAACUCCAGCAAUAGCUUUAUCUCCCAGCAACAAACGACGAUCCUCGAUAGGUGCUGCAACUAUCACACCUUCGCUCUCAGCCAAGGAUCUUGGGAUCGUCAUGUCAUGCGACCAUGGCCUCUGUUUAUCUUGCCUGCAGUCCUUCCUAACCAACACGACACAAACCCCACAGGCACGGUUCCCAACGCUCUGUCCACAGCCCGGCUGCAGGACGCCGAUCCCGAUAGAGUCUGCAGAACUCGUCUUGGAUGCAGAGACGCUGGAGAUUUGGUACAGGAAGUUGGCGGAGGUUCAUGUGGCGAAUAAGGUCUGUUGUCCGAGACAAGAAUGUCGAUCAAUUAUUGAUCUGGAUGAUCGUGAUGGGACUGCGGUGACUUGUCCAGAGUGCAGGAGUUCAUUCUGUGCAUCCUGCGCUGUUCCCUUCCAUCGAGGUCUGACUUGUGAGCAGUACCAGGCGCAGACACAGGGCGGUGAUUCAGAGGAAGAUCGUGCGAUGCUACAGCUUGUGCAGGAUCGACACUGGCGGCACUGUCCUUCGUGUCGGUUCGUCAUUGAGAAGCAACAAGGGUGUAACCAUAUGGUGUGCCAUUGUGGGCAAAGUUUUUGCUAUGCAUGUGGACAUCCCUGGAACGAACUGGAUGCUCGAUGUUCGCGCGAUUGUGAGAGCUAUGGUGUCCAUGAAGACAUUGGCGUGGAUUGUAUAAUCAUGUAACUUUUGAAUCGAAAUAAAAGCCGAAACGCAUGCCACGGUGAUACUAUUUAGCAUGUGCCAGU
Molecule: messenger RNA, 1907 nt
Organism: Gamsiella multidivaricata
Lineage: Eukaryota; Fungi; Mortierellomycota; Mortierellomycetes; Mortierellales; Mortierellaceae
Exons: 3
Coding region: 442-1845 (467 amino acids)
Biological process (GO): positive regulation of proteasomal ubiquitin-dependent protein catabolic process; protein polyubiquitination; ubiquitin-dependent protein catabolic process
Cellular component (GO): ubiquitin ligase complex; cytoplasm
Molecular function (GO): ubiquitin protein ligase activity; zinc ion binding; ubiquitin conjugating enzyme binding
Source: RefSeq, a predicted model, not a curated record